Molecule: messenger RNA, 2993 nt
Organism: Aphis gossypii (cotton aphid)
Lineage: Eukaryota; Metazoa; Arthropoda; Insecta; Hemiptera; Aphididae
Exons: 11
Coding region: 528-2489 (653 amino acids)
Biological process (GO): mitotic chromosome condensation
Cellular component (GO): condensin complex
Molecular function (GO): calcium ion binding; chromatin binding
Source: RefSeq, a predicted model, not a curated record
UAAUUGUCUAAUGUCUAGAUAAAUAAGAUAAUAGGUACACCAACUUUACUGACUACACCGUGUUAUUAUUUUAUUUUAUACACCGGUGUCUCUCGCUUAGGCUCUAGCUUGACUUUUGGCUCGUUAAUCGUUAUGAAUAUAAUUACUUAAAUAUUAAUGAUUUGGUCUUAAAUUCAUGAUGUUUAUAUUUAGUUAUCUAUGGUUCAUGGUAAUGUAAAAUCACUAAAUACAAGAUUAUAAGUAUAACAUGAAAAUAGUUGUCAAAUUAUGACUGAUGCUAUCACUGUUUUUUAAGAGUUCAUUCUGAUUUUAUUCAUUUUGUGGAUUUACUACAGUCCUACAAGCGAUGGUGUUUCUUUGAUACUAACUUCUUAGGCAAUUCAGCGUGCAUAAAAGCUGCGGACGACCAUGGUUCAGUCUAGAUUGCAACAGUGUAUUGCAUGUGUGUGUCUCAACUGCGGUUCAUCUUUAUUCUUAUUCUAGACUAAAUCAUAAUAUAGUUAUACUGCAAUAAAAUAUUAAUUAACAUGGACUAUCAAGAUCAAAUUAAUAGUAUAAACAAUGCAUCAAAAAAAAAAUCAUCCAAACAUGAAAAGAAUUUUCACAGAGAUAUAAAUCAUGAUAAAAUAAUUUCAUUUAACGCUAUAUUGAACCAAGAAUUUUGUGUUGAGGACGAAAAUAAUGAACUGUACCUUAAUAAUUUAUCCAUUGGGGACUUGAAUAAUAAAGUUAAAAAGUAUAAUACAUUAUACUUGGAAAAUAAAAUCAAUAUGCUUAAUGCAUUUGAUAUAGAUUUAAUCAGUUGUGUACAACAAAUGGUAAAGAGAUCAAAAGAGACAAAUAUUUUGGAAAUUAGUAAUACAUUUGAUGCCAUUAGUAAAGUGUACUCAUGUAGAGUUGACGAUAUUUGGAUAACAGGAAAUAAAUUAAUCAAAGAAUUUUUGUCAGAAAUAAAAAAUAAAAAGUUUGUUAAAGAGAAUGAGACCAAAAUAAAACAAAAAUAUAGAAAAAAACUAAUGUUAACAACAGCAGAUAAAUUAUGCUGUAAAGAAACCAAAAUGUUACCAAAAAUAAAUUAUUUAAGAGUUGAUUUUGAUAGUGAUAUCAUUGACUAUUCAAAACCUUCAAGAAUAUUAGUUAAUAAGUAUUCUAAUAAGCCCUAUUGGCCAGAGUACAGUGUUUCUAAAAAUGUUAAAGUGAAUGAAAAUCAAGAAGAAGUAUAUGAAAUGGAAGAUGUUAGUUUUUUAAUUGAAAAUGGAAAAAUUUGUCCUCCAUAUCAUAAAUUUAUAGCUGAAUGUGAUGAAAGUACUAAUUUUGAUGAUGAUACUGACCAGAACAAAUUAGACAAUAUUCUUACACAUUUUAAUCAAGAAACAUCUAAAUUUUGUGCUAACAAUUCUGAAGAAAUUGAUGAUUCAAUGGAAGUAGAUUUAUGUGAACCAAAUUCAGAAAUAAUAACACCUACAGAUUUUGGAUCAUCUACUCACAAUAACAGAGUAUUUGGUAGACAAGAUAAUUUAAAUUCUUUAUCUCAAACAUUACAAAUGGUGGAUACAACAAAUAGUAGUGAUUAUACAUUCUUUAAUCGUGAAAAAAUGUCUUACUUUAAAUGUUCCAAUCACUGGAAUGAGAAAUUCAAAAUGAUGACAAUUAACAGUAAACAGAAAGCAAUGCAUAUUAAGUCACGUAUAGCUCAAACAUCUCAAUUACAAUCUCAAAAUGAUGUUUCUGAAUAUCAAUAUAACAAAUCAAAAGCUAUAAAAUUUAAAGUUGAUUUUUACUCUGAUAACUCAACAAUAUUGAAAAAUAUUAAAUUAAAUUCUGGUAAAAAUCAAUGUAGUUACUUUAAAUGGAAACCAAGUAAUAACUUAAUUACUUCAUUUGAUCAAUCAAAUAUUAGGCCUAUCAGACAAUUAGAAUGUUGCAAGUAUAUAAAUAUGGUUCCUAACUGGUAUAAAGAUGAAUUUCAGGAAUUAAAUAUUAAUACAAAUCCAAAUAUAUUGUUCUUGUUUCCAGAAAGAAAUAUUGAAAGCAACAGUUUAUUGUUAGAUGAAGUUCCAGUAGAGAAUACAGACUAUAAUGACCAAGAUGUCAUGGAUACCGAGUGUGAAAACGAGAAAGAUGAAAUGAUGACUGAAAUAAAUAAUGGUGACAAUUUAAAAAUAGCUUUGAGUAAAAAAAAUACACAAGAUAAUGCUUUUGAAGAGUACCCUACUAGUAAUUCUGGAUACAUAGAUAUGCAUGAACUUAAAAAAUAUAUUAUGAAUAUUAUUAAACCAAAUGGUGAGGAAACAAUAAAUAUUUCAUUUGCAGAUAUAAUAUUAAAUUUGCCAAAAAUAUUGCCGGAAAAUAUGAAAGAAAAUAUAAGUGUAUCUGUUAUAUAUGUUGCUUUAUUGCAUUUAUGUAAUGAAUACAGUUUAUGUUUAGAAAACAAAAAUGAUGAAAUUUUAAUCUCUCAGAGUUCUGUAAACAAUGAAAUAUUAGAAUAAGUUUUUUGUUUUCUGUCAAAUAUUAUUGUAUUAAAUUUAUAAUAAAAGUACCACUGAAUAACCCUACUUCAUAACUAUUUAAUAUUAAAUUUGUUUAGCUUGAUCAGUAGAAUCUUUACUUGUUUGGACAUUCCAAUGAUAGAUAGGAUUUUAAAUGUGCUAAAGCACUUGAUACUUAAAUGUAUAUCUUCUGUUAGUUUCCCAAAAAUACUAAUGUAAAUAAUUAGUAAGUGCCCAAAGCUCUAUGAGUGCCUAAUCUAGUGUCUACCUUAGAUUACAAGUAUAAAUGAAGUAUGUGGGCUUAUAUAAGAUAUUGUGUGUAAAUUUAUAUUUUUGAAAUUAAUAACUAUUGUAAGAAUUUCAAAAGGAUAUUCAACAACAAAUUUAUAAAUGUUUUUUUUUUUUUAUUAUCAUUAUUGUAUUUUAUUUAUUGAUUUAUAUGUAUUCGAUGUAUUUUAUGAUGUAUUUACAAAAAAUCAAAUAAAAACAUCUUUUAAUCAUUUA